UUCAUUUCUCAUUCCCACGCUCAACCAAGAUUGGGACAGGAUGGCCUCUUGGAGCCCCUCUUCCGUCCCUCUCGUUGCCGUUCUCCUGUCUCUCCUCCUCCUGCAGCAUUGCCUGUGUGGUUGCACCGUCAGUGCAGCCCGCAUAGGGAGGGCUGUUGUGUUGAAACCAUGCCCAGAUGACGCCUCUGUGAGCAUCUUUCAUGAGGCGCCAGUCUUCAACAACGGGGAAGGAUGCGGGCCCUCGGGUGGCCCUGGCGCAAUCCAUGUCGCGAUGACCCUAGAUGGGAACUACCUACGAGGCACAAUGGCUGCGGUACUCUCCAUCCUACAGCACUCAAUGUGCCCGGAGAACCUUGAGUUCCACUUCCUCGAGGCGAGGACCGAGCCAAAGAUUUCCUCCAACAUACGAUCCACCUUCCCUUAUCUGAACUUCACUGUCUACCCUUUCGACUCCAACCGGGUGCAGGGGAAAAUAUCCAGGUCUAUCAGGCAAGCGCUAGACCAGCCUUUGAAUUACGCGCGGAUUUACCUAGUUGAUCUCAUACCAACCAAAGUGAAGCGUGUGAUAUAUCUCGACUCUGACCUCAUCGUGGUUGAUGACAUAGCCAAGCUUUGGGAAGUUGAGCUAAAGGGCAAGGUUUUGGCUGCGCCGGAGUAUUGCCACGUGAACUUCACGAUGUACUUCACAGACCUCUUCUGGUUGGACCGGAGCCUAACCCAAACAUUCGAGGGACGGAGGCCAUGCUAUUUUAACACAGGGGUGAUGGUUGUGGACGUUGAAAAAUGGAGGCAAGGAGGAUACACUCAGAAGGUGGAGGAAUGGAUGGGAGUGCAAAAGCAGAAGAGGAUUUACCAUUUGGGCUCUUUACCACCGUUUUUGCUAGUUUUAGCUGGGAACAUAAAAGCGGUAGACCAUCGAUGGAACCAACAUGGUUUAGGCGGUGACAAUAUCAAAGGAAAAUGUAGGAGACUCCACCCGGGGCCGAUCAGCCUGCUCCAUUGGAGCGGAAAGGGCAAGCCCUGGCUGAGGUUAGAUUCGAGAAGGCCAUGCAUCGUGGAUCACCUCUGGGCACCAUAUGAUCUAUACCGGUCACCGAAACAUUUUCUAGAGGAAUGAGAAAGGGCAAGUAUAUAUUAUAGCAGGUAGCGCGAUUCAUCCAUAGGUGAAACGGUUAUGAUGAUGAGGUGAAUGAUACAUGAUGAUGAAGAGCAUUUCUACGGAAAGAUUAAGACCAGAAAAUUGCGAUUCUUGAAGAUUUUUUAAAAGGAAAGACAAUUGGUCCGAAGGAUUGAAGGAUGGCGAUGAAUUGCCUGAGUUUCUUUAUCAAAUUCUUUGCUUUGAAAUGCAAAGCCACAAUGUGUUUGAAGAUAUAUAUCCCCGGAAAUCUUUCAAGAUUGUAAUUAGCAUAAUUGUAUGCACAAUAUUGUACAUUCUUUUGCCAUUUUUAUUGAGUUGUGUCAAUCUAAUGAACACGAGAUCGGAUUU
Punica granatum (pomegranate) is the source of this 1486-nucleotide messenger RNA. The record is from RefSeq and is a predicted model, not a curated record. NCBI's taxonomy places the organism in Eukaryota, Viridiplantae, Streptophyta, Magnoliopsida, Myrtales, Lythraceae.